This is a messenger RNA of Rhagoletis pomonella (apple maggot), 1240 nucleotides long. Its product is annotated as calcium and integrin-binding protein 1-like. Gene Ontology annotation, molecular function: calcium ion binding. Bases 246 to 803 code for a protein of 185 amino acids. NCBI's taxonomy places the organism in Eukaryota, Metazoa, Arthropoda, Insecta, Diptera, Tephritidae. The transcript is spliced from 5 exons. The record is from RefSeq and is a predicted model, not a curated record.
UUACUCGUAUCGCUUCAUCCCUACUGCAACAGCAUCAAUUGCAAGUUGUCCUAUCGGGAAUUUGUAUUUUGUGUUCACAUGAUGGGUGGGGUUCAGGAAAACUAAAUAUAAAUAUAUAAAAUAUACAAUCUUCAAUGAAUUAAGUUGUAAAGCUUUACCGAGGCGAAGGAUCUGAAGAAGUACGUUUUUAAAGCAGAUUGUAGUUGGCGGUUGGGACGUAGAACUCUGUGCUGAAAGCAAACAAAAUGGGUCAGACCAAGAGCCAGUUUACAGAUGAGGAGCUGCAGGAUUACGAAGAUUUAACAUUCUUUUCGAAGAAAGAGAUACUACUCGCGCACAAAAAAUUUAAAAGCCUUGCACCAGAAAAAGUUGGACACAACAAAAAUGCAAAAUUAUCCAUGAGCAAGAUAUUGCAAUAUCCAGAGCUACGUGUAAAUCCAUUUGGUGAUCGGAUAUGUAAAGUCUUUAGUUCAAGUGAGGAUGGUGAUAUGACAUUUGAAGACUUUUUGGACAUGAUGAAUGUUUUCAGUGAUGCUUGUCCGAAAAAACUUAAAGCAGAGUAUGCUUUCCGCAUUUGGGAUUUUGAUGGCGAUGAUAUGCUAGGUGUUUCAGAUCUGAAGCAAGUUAUUGAAAGACUAUGUGGCCCCGAAAAUAAAUUAGACGACUCCGAUAUGAAAGAGAUUAUACACUGUAUACUCGCCGAAGCUGAUUUCGACGAUGAUGGCGCAUUAUCGUUUCCUGAGUUCGAACAUGUCACUGAUAAAUCUAGAGAUUUUCUUAACUCUUUCCGGAUAAGACUCUAAAUGGGCUCAAAAUACUUGCCAGUAGCGCAGAAACAUUCGAGUAUAAACCAUUAUCUGCUAUUAGAAAGAUAAUGUAUAACGAAGUAUACAUAUCUAUGUAUAAACUUCUAGUUCUUUGUUAAUUUUUUGCACGCAUAAUUGAAUCUCAAAUAUUAAGCCUGUUACAGGUACUUCAGCGUUUGCAGGUCUUAUAGGAUAUAAAGGAAAAGCUGUUUUCGCUACUAAAAACCUUAUGGAAGGUAGCGUACGGGAACAACUUCCUGUAAAAACCUGCAAAUCAUGAAGUAUCUAGAACAGAUUUAUUUUUGAUUUAUUCAUAUCCGUUAGUUUUAAUAGAAGGCGUAUUAAUAUGUUUAUUUAGCUCGAAAAGUCAUUUAUAUAUACAGAUGCGUGCAACUAAUUAGCAACGAAAUUCAAAACGAUAUUGCUUGCAAAUU